AUGGUUGGGUCUGAAGAAGUAUUAAAUUCACCGAGAUACAAUGUGCCCCUUACAAUAUAUGUAAUUUUAAUAUUUAUAACCAUCAUCGCAUUUGCCAAUUGCCGUACUAUAACUAUUAAAAAGGAACCAAAAUGCAAUCUACCAUGUAUAUCUUUGUGUCUAAACAAAUGUGUAGUCACUGUUACAAAUGAUAAUAUUGUAGUAAAUAUGCGGAAUCUGGAGAUUCUGUUGGAAAUCGCAAAAAUUUCAAAUCUCUACCUCAUCACACAAUUACCAAGCCACAUUACGGAUGAACAAUUAAUCCAGUGUGUAUACAAGGAAGGGUCUAGUAUACUUAAGCAUAGGAUCAUGACUUGCAGUACGGCCAAGGGCAGGGGUUCCAUGGUCAGACAACUGCAGCCAAUUUUACACGUAGAUAUUGAUAGAACUAUUGUAGAUUAUCUCACUGGAAAGGUUGCUAAUGUAUUAUCAUUGGAGGAGUCUAAUGAUGGUUACGAUUUAAGCAGUUUGCUAGAGAUCGUACCCUUAUGUAAAUUUUAG
This is a messenger RNA of Babesia microti strain RI, 540 nucleotides long. RefSeq names its product conserved Plasmodium protein, unknown function. Bases 1 to 540 code for a protein of 179 amino acids. Lineage: Eukaryota; Apicomplexa; Aconoidasida; Piroplasmida; Babesiidae. The record is from RefSeq and is a predicted model, not a curated record. Gene Ontology annotation, biological process: peroxisome organization. The transcript has 6 exons.